Molecule: messenger RNA, 2083 nt
Organism: Tetranychus urticae (two-spotted spider mite)
Lineage: Eukaryota; Metazoa; Arthropoda; Arachnida; Trombidiformes; Tetranychidae
Source: RefSeq, a predicted model, not a curated record
UUUUGCUGGAGAACAGUUUCUCUUCAUUUACUUCAAUGCAUAGCAAUUUAGAAAUUAAAAACUGUUUCUGUUCCGUCAACACGAUUAGUUGAGAUGUAAAAUAACAAUCAAUCUGGAUAAUCAGUCGUUUUGGUGGUGAAAUUCAGCUUUUAUGGUGACCGUGCAUUUUCAAUAACAUUAUCAGGACUAUGGUUUAAAUCAUGACUCAUGUGAAUCUAUAUCUUUCUUUUCAUCAGAUUGUCAUCAAUUUUUUAUUGCAAACCUUUCAAAGUGGCAAAGUAAACAACAUUUUGUUUGCUUAGAUGGUGUUAAAAACAAAUCAAGUUUAGAGCAUGGUUCAUCCUUUGGUAUAAUAAAAGUUGUUGGUUGCUAUCACUGUAAUCUAUCGCCACACCGCCGGUUAGGUAGUCAUAACUUACCAAGUUGACUAUAAAAGUUUCCAAAUACCUUGAAAAGUUAAAUGAAUUUACCAUUCUACCCUGAUCAUUGCAAGUAUCAAAAUGAAUAACAAAAAGAUUUUGAUUAUUGUGGGAACCAUCGUUUGUGCAACCAUACUUGUCAUUGUUGCAUCCAUCAUCAUAACCCAAUCUUCUGGUGACGACCAAAAUGACCAACCCAGAUUAAUUGUCAUCUCAUUUGAUGGUUUUCGAGCUGAUUACGUGUCACCCACACUGACACCAACUCUGUGGUCACUCAAGCAGACUGGAGCAACUGGUAAAAUGUUUCCUGUGUUUGUCAGUAAAACUUUUCCCAAUCAUUUCUCAAUCGCUACCGGACUUUAUGAGGAAGCUCAUGGAAUCGUUGCAAAUAAUAUGUACGAUCCUGAAUUUAAAGCAGUCUUUGACAUGUCCCAUAGCACUCAAAUGUGGUGGGAUAAUGGUUAUUCCCUUCCAAUAUGGAUUGCUAACCAACAAGUCGAUGGCCGAAAGAGUGGUGGCAUAAUGUGGCCAGGAACAGGAUUUACCUUUGGUGGAGAUAAAGCCUACUACUCAAUUGAUUUUAACCGUACAAUUAAUAUGCAACAACGAAUUGAUCUUCUGAUGAAAUGGUUUACAGACACUGAAAAUCCUGCCAAUCUUGUUAUGUUGUACAUUGAGAAUCCUGAUGAAACAGCUCACAAUCAUGGACCUUUCGGUAAAGAAACCCUUGAGCAGGUUAUGAUGGCAGACAGGACUGUUGCUUAUUUGCUGGAAAACUUGUCCCAACACAAUUUAACUGAAUCAACCAAUAUUAUUUUGGUUAGUGACCAUGGAAUGCAAGAGUUUGAUGCAAAAACUGGCAUAAAUUUAACGGCAAUAGUUCCUGAUUUAACUAGCUUCAGACAAUUUGGAGGAUCUCAAGCAAUUGGUAUUCUGCCUAACGAGGGAAAGGAAGAGGAAGUUUAUCAAAUGUUUGUAUCGCUGGCAGAAACAAAUCAUUUUAGAGUUUACAAAAAGGAUGAAAUUCCUGAGGAAUAUCAUUACAGGUACAAUCGUCGUAUUAUGCCAAUCUUAUUGGAGGCCGAUCCUGGAUAUGAAAUUGCUUUCACAACUUGGUCUCAUCAAGAUGAAAAAUGGGGUAAUCAUGGUAAUAAUAAUACACAACCCGAGAUGGAAGCGCUUUUCAUUGCCACUGGACCAGCUUUCAAGAAUAGUUUCAAUCUUAACCAAUCAUCUUUCUUCAACAUUGACCUUUACCCGAUCAUGGUAAAAAUUUUAGAUCUUGACAUUGGCAGCUAUAACUACAAUGGAACUGACAAAAUAACAAAGAACCUACUCGAUGAACUUUAGCCUGAAUAUCAUCAUUGUUAUCCUUUUUAACCAGCUAUUUAUUGGCAACUCCAAAGGCUCACAUUUAAACAAAGAUAUCAUAAUUUGUUAUAAACAAUCGUUCAGCCAACUUUUGUCCAUCAAAACAUCAAGUUUCUAACCUGUGGGGAAAAAGUUUGGGAAUUUUUGGUUUUUUUCUUAUAACUCGUAAGAUAAUGAUUGAAUUUUUCUGAAAAUUCAACAUGCUAUAGUUGGAUAGUGCAGCCGUAUCACCUGCGAAAACCAGAAUGAAAAAAACAAAGGUCACUUCGCAAUCACCGGUCAAACUCGGAGGA